AUGGUCACGGACUCUCAAUAUCAAGCAAUCGCCACCUUACAAGGACCGCGAGACGCUGUGGUAUCUCUGGCCUUCUCAGUGAAAGCUAAAUUCCUUUCAGCUGCCGGAUAUAGUGGUGUCUACGUUUGGGAUCUCUCGACUUUUACGUCCGCUCCGCUUCCUCAUAUGCUCUUUGCUCCCCAAAAUCCGAAAUAUGUCAUAAUGGCGUCCGUUUGGGUCUAUUUCCAAAAGAACAAACGCCAUAUUUUGCUCUUAGGCUCUAUGCGCGGAGAUAUCAUAUUGUGGGAUUGGAAUAAUGAGACCAAAUCUUUCCAGCUGCUCUAUCGUGUUCCCCCAAUGGAGAACAAAGAAGAUGAGAUUCUUUCCAUGGAUGUUUACGAGCACGACAUCGCAUCCGGCAGAAUUGGCAGGGUUGUCGCAUCUACGGCCAACCGAUGCAUCAGUGUCUGGACUUUAACGUCUUCGGGGGAGUUUUCGAAAAUAUUUUCCACUGUUCUUGAUGAAGGAGUCAAUCCAAAAACGGUAUGCAUGUGCAAAAUUACUCGAGACAUCUUCGUGUUUCCGUUCUAUGGAGGUGAAAUACACUGUCUAGACUAUAAGACCGGAGCGGUGAAGCAUCGUAAAUCGCAUGCUCCUGGAAUCAUGGGAUCGGUUGCUAUGAACUCAACAACAAAUAAAUUUGUCGCCUAUACCGGGAAGAGUUUCCAGCUCUACCGCCUCGGUAGUCUUGAACUGGUCAAAACAUUCAAAACAGAACUGCCACUCGUCUUGUUUCCCAAACAGGUUGCAUUCGGAGAAUUAGAGAACAUCGUUGUAGGCGGAAGCGAUCGCGGCUGUGCUCUGGUAUACGAUGUCAAUAGUGAAGAGGUGCUUCAGAAAUUAAGUUACCCAAGUGGGGGGCUUGUUCAGCCGGUCUCGGCGAGUACUAUCUCACUUCCUGAGCGCCAUUUGAUUGUGGUUGCGGGAUCAACUGCUCAGCAGCCGGCGGACGUCAUCCUUUUUGAGAAAUGUAUUCCUGCGGAAUACGAUUCCACGACAGAUAUUCGGAAUGGCAGAGCUCCAACUCAAGAUGCUGUGCUCAUAGGCUUCUAUCUUCCCAAGAGGCUCUGGAAAUGGAUACGGAUUCUUGGCGCAGUGGUAGUAUGUGUUACCUUCGUCGGGUACUACAUUCUACCCAUCGUCUAUCAGGUUUGCAAUAGUUUGGAUCAUUUUGAAUCCUUGAUCAAUUUCAUCUGCAGGUUCCUUCUCAUUUCGACAAUGUCAAUACGCAAUUACACCCAAAUGUUAACUGGCAAAGCGGUACGAAGGAUAAAUUAG
Messenger RNA from Lentinula edodes (shiitake mushroom), 1317 nucleotides. Its product is annotated as WD40-repeat-containing domain protein. Gene Ontology annotation, molecular function: protein binding. The record is from RefSeq and is a predicted model, not a curated record. The coding region runs from base 1 to 1317 and encodes 438 amino acids. Lineage: Eukaryota; Fungi; Basidiomycota; Agaricomycetes; Agaricales; Omphalotaceae. The transcript has 6 exons.